This is a messenger RNA of Anopheles stephensi (Asian malaria mosquito), 3317 nucleotides long. RefSeq lists its product as uncharacterized. The transcript is spliced from 9 exons. Lineage: Eukaryota; Metazoa; Arthropoda; Insecta; Diptera; Culicidae. The coding region runs from base 495 to 1964 and encodes 489 amino acids. Gene Ontology annotation, biological process: regulation of translational initiation. Gene Ontology annotation, molecular function: protein binding; translation activator activity; RNA binding. Gene Ontology annotation, cellular component: cytosol. The record is from RefSeq and is a predicted model, not a curated record.
GUCUGUGCGACAUCGAUCAAAAACCACCUUCGACGACCGGAGAUCGAAACGGGCCGGCUCAGAAACUCGACACCUCUCCGACACGAUACACACACUGUUCCGAAACAAAAACAACCAAAAAAAAAGUCUAACCAAAUCAUCGUCACCGCAUCCGUUUAACACGCGAACGUGUGCGCGAGUGCCCAUCCCUGACCGAUCACACAGUUGCUAAGAUCACACGGUGUGCCAGCAAAAAAAAGUGGCAAAAGGAAAACAGUGAACGAGCAGGAAAAUCCCGUGAUCUCCGUGCCCGGUGGAAGCUGCGUUUGUAACCAAUCGAACAAACCGAACGAAAUAAUGUGCCUUCCACUUGUCUAAUCGCAACACACUUGGAAUUGUGCAUCUCCUGUGAAACUGGUGAAACUAAACCGCGGUGCUGUAAGAACACUUUCCGCUGGAAGGUUGAAAACGGGCCUCGAAAGCUUUUUCUCUUCUCACACAACGCAAAGGGCGCGAUGGCGGAACAGAACGAAAAUACGACGUCGACGAAAAAGAGCGUCAAAAUUCAGGAUUACAUUUCGCCGGGCAUUUCACGCGAGCGAAGCUUUAUACGCACAUCGAACCAGCAGCAAAUAUUUGAGAUCAACAAUAGCAACAAACGGCGCAGUUUGGCAUUCACCCAAAGCCAGGCCCAUCAGCAUGCCCAACAGCAACUACGCGAGGGUCGCCUGGACGGUUUGUCCGGCAUGAACAACAAGCUGAACGUGCACGCGCAGGAAUUUCAAAUGAAUAAUUUACCACUCAACGAUCACCGGUUUCCAUUGCAAAGCUCAAGGUCCCUAAACAUCUACAGCAGCUCCCUGCAGCACUCGAAAUCAAGUGUCGCGAUGCCGCUGGGUGGAAUGCACGGUCGGCAGCACCAUGCACUGCAGCAGCAGCUCGGUAGCAUCGGUAGUCCCGUCCCGAGGGGCUCACUGAUGAUGCCCACCCAUUCGCCGCUGCACCACAUUGGCGUGCAGAUGCAACCGUCACACAUGCCGCUGGUAAAUUCACCUUCUAGCAGCAACAUUCUGCACUCCAGCGGACCACGCGUUAAGUUCGCGCCGGAACCGAUGCUUCACGCACACGCUCACAGCAGCAAUGCAUCCAUCAACAACAGCAGUGCCGCUGCGGGCGGUGCCACCAAUAACAACACCCCAUUGAAUCUGGCCCCUUUGCAGCGCUCGAAGUCUCUCUCAUCGGCGGAUACGUUGACCCGCGGGUUGGCCAGCCUCGGACUGGGCAUCGGGGUGGAGGCGAACGAUAUCGGCAUGUUUUCGCCGGAAGUGCAGGCCGCCAUUACGAAGGCGAUCGAGGAUCCGAAUCAGCUGAAUGCGCGCUGCCUGAUGGAUCUGGCCGCACAGCUGCUACAUCGUGCCGUGGAAGGCCGUCGAUACUCCUUACCGAUAUCGCGUCUCUGCAUUUCAAUCAUCGCCAAGGAGAAAAAGGAAACGUUUCUGGAGGCACUGCUCAACACCUGCCGCCAGUGGUACCAGGAGCGGGACAAAGUGCUGGGCGCGAUGCCAAACUCGAAGAACCCAUCCCGCCCGAGGUUCACCUCGUUCAUGGCGUUCCUCACGGAGAUGUUCUGUCAGCUGAAGCGGCGUCAGCUGCAGCUACGCACCGAGUGUGACGGUGUUCCGCCUCCCCUGGUGCUGCUGACCGUUCUUGGCAAAUGCUGCGAAGACUGCGUUCAACCACCGGUUCGAUCACUGUCGGAGAUCGAAUGUCUGUUCUUUGUGCUAACGUGCAUUGGACGCGACCUGGAGACUCACCUUCCGCAGCAGCUCGAAUCACUGCUGGCCGGAGUUCGGGAUGCGUUCCUGAACUCCGCUGCCUCAGCACCAGCGAUCCGGCGUACGCUACUGCAACUGAUCGAGCUGCAGGCAUCCCACUGGCAGCUGCCCGGAAACACUGUCCUCUAUUACUAUCCUUCCUCCAAGUAGAUGCUCACCGUAACCACCAACAGCAUCCGGCUCGGAGACGAUCAAAGCAAACAAACAAACAAACAAAACCCACGACCCAUGGCCCACGGGGAAAAACAGGGCUGCUAACAAUUAUGCGUUUUUUUUUUUAUUCUUUUAUUUUAACUGUUGAUGGACUGCAAGUCUGGUAGCGCCACAUGUGUAGGGUACGGCCGACGCGUGCCGUCGCGAACGAACAAGACGAAUCGAACGGAACAAAGCAUUGAUAGUCUAUAUGAAAGCAAAGCACCAGCGAGUGCAUACGAUCACUUUAUUCGAAACGUUCGAGCGAGCAAAAGAGAGGAAAAAACAAACAAACAAACCAAAACCUAACGAAGCGAUCAGACUACAUUCCAUCAAGCUGGUGAAACAGAUCACUGCUGAACGGAGCUUAGCGUCAAAGAUAUUAGACACGUGAAAUUAUGAAACCGCUAGCAAAUGCAAUGCUAAACGACGAUCAGGGACGAUCCCUUUGAUACAUUUUUGUUAAGCUCAUCCUUAUUUGGCCGAUUUUUUAUGUCAUCAUGUGAUCAGCUUGUUGCACUAUUAUCUAUCAUCAUUAUUUAAUUAUGCUUCUUUGCACAUUGUUUUUGUUCUGCUGCCUGUUUUCAUUGUUCUGAAUGUAUGGAAAGAUUCUCCUUUUUCUAUUAGCAUAUUAUGAAAUCGCCUUAUUAUGUGAGGUGUUGUGCAAACCAAACACAACCGAGGGACAUCAGUGAAUGAAGUCAUUGCUUUUUUGUGAGUGAUUGGUUUUCCCGUAACGUAACAAUUCUACGCCAGUGCCAUCCGCCCAAGUGCAUAAAACCAAUCAUUCGCCCUCAUAGCACAAAAGAAAGCGAUCACAGCAGUAGAAAUUAGGCAACGUUUUACAUGAACGAAAGGAAGGCACAAGCAUAAUCCUAGUCACUAGCGGUGGCAGUGAAUGUAGGCUGCCCUGUAAUGCAAACUUAUCAGCAUAAACCUUCCCGCAAUCGCAAUUGCACCAAUGGUUGUGGCAAUCAGCGAUCAAGGAAGACAAUUUUUACGGUGUUUCGUUUUUUUUUUUUGUUACCUCUGCAGCUAAGGCUAAUGCAAGCUGCUUGCAUGCCACCCCAAAAUUGGGAAGUGGCGUUGUAGUAGCUGGAAAGGAUUAUUUAUUACAAAUAUCAAAUGCGUAGGAAGAAAGUGAAACACUUUUGUUUUUAAUUAAUAAACUACAAACAGCAACCACUUAAUCGUUAGAAGAUUGUAAGUUUGUUUUGUACGUUCAAAUCACUCAAUCAAACAGAAUAGUUUACUACCAGUUGUAUCAACAUGAAAAAAAAAUGGUGAAAUAUAUUAUCUGCAACAAACAGG